UGCUGCUUAUCAGAGCCUGCAGUUCCUUUGGGUGACUAAUAACAUUGUCUUGGGAUAAAAGCACAUUGAGCUGUUUACAGGCGAGGACGGAAUAUAUAAAAGGAGUGCUGUGCUGUGUGGCAGUACAGAGAACAGCGUGGCCGAGGUAAAGCACACAGCUCUUCUCAACUGCACUUGGGACUGAUAACUAACCUCAGCUCACAGCUCUGCGCAUUCACUCUUGAACUGUCGAGGGGUACUCUUGAAUAUCCUAAAGGACGAGAAAAACUGUCCACCUUGAAGAUCCUGUUUUAAUUUCGAACAUGGCGUUUAACGUAUUACUUCCCCUGCUAACAUUGGUGUCGGGACUACCCUUUGCAACAGGGUCCCCGCUAUCGGAAGGUGUAGUGACCGUUUCUCCCAUCUCCGCCAUCCGCCAGGCUUCAUCUACCCCCCGACGGCUCUUCCGUUCCAAGCGCUGUUCCUGCUCAUCUCUCCUGGAUAAAGAAUGCAUCUACUUCUGUCAUUUGGACGUCAUUUGGAUUAACACUCCCGAGCAGAUCGUUCCCUAUGGACUAGACAGUUCUCGGGUCAAGCGGUCUGCAAAGCACCGCCUGGCAGAAAUGGUGAAAUCAAGGACAAGAUGUGAGUGCAACAGUCAAGAGGAUGGUAUAUGUCAGCAGUUCUGUGAAGAUGGGCCACAGGUAGCCAGGUUGAAGCCUGGCAGCAGCAAGCAUUUAACUACAUGGAUGAAAUGGAUAAACAGAAUGAGGAAAGCAAGAAAAGAAGACAAAAAUAAAAUGAAGAAUAUACCAUUUUCUAUGGGUGGCUCUGUGACACACUGCAGGGACUGCAAACGUUGACAGGCUGUUAGUUAACAAAGGCAAAGAAAACAGCGUGUGUUGGCUGCUACCACAGAACAGAUUACUAUUCUGUUCUGGCAAGGGACCAGGGAUUUACACUUCAUUGAGGAGCUUGUCAAAACUGGUGGAGUCUGAGCUGCAGCCUGGCCUCAUAUAAAAAAAAGUACUGAACAGCAGAUUGGGAACUAUAGCAUGGCAUUUUCAAAAUGAAGCAAGCUUGAUUUAAUUUAAGCUAUGAUGGACAGUUCAGCAAUUGGCAUUCCUAAACUGCAGCCUAGAUUUAUACUACCAAAGGAGACUGGCCAAUUCUAGGAAGUUUAUGAAGAGAUUCUCUUUUGUAGAAAGUUAAAAACAAAUAUCAAUGAAGAAUCAAUCUAUGAUGAUCUCAAAAUGUAUUCCAAUUAAGAACAUGAUUUCUUGUGCAACAGAUGGAGCACCAUAUAUGACAGGUCACCGUGCUGGUCUAGUGGCAUUUAUAAAAAAGAAAUUCCAAGUCUGUUUACAAUCAGUUGUGUAAUUCAUCGUAAACGUCUCAUAGUGAAAAAUUCAGCCAGCGACUUUUUUCAAGCAUGACUCUUGUAGCGUCCGCUGUCCACAAAAUUAAAGCUCAUCUAGUAAAUAGCAGAAUAUUCCACCAGUUAUGCCAAGAUAAUGAUGAAGUGUUUGAAUGCUUGCUUCUUCACACUGAAGUGCACUGGCUGUCAAAAGGCUGCUGCUUAAAAUGUUUCUUUGAUCUUUUUUAACACUGUGAUUGAAUUUUUGCUCAAAUUCAACAAGAGCUUGGGAAACAAGAUUGAACUUCUACGUGGUUAUGUGGCAUACCUAGCUGAUUUUUAUGACAAGAUGAACAUUCUAAGUAUGAAACUGCAGGGUGAGAAUUUCAAUUGAAUGCAGGCAAAAAGUGCAGUGUCCACUUUUAUCAGAAAAUUAGAAAUACAUAAGCAAAACAUUGGGAGAAGAAUGUUCUCACAGUUUCCCUGCAUGGAAAGUAUGGUACUCACUUUCACAAAUGGUGAUUUGCAAGAGUACUGCUUACACCUGCAGUUACUGAAGAAGGAUUUCCAGAACGAAUUCAAGGAAUUGAAUGAUCUGGAAAUUCUGGACUGCAUAAUUAACCCAUUUCUAUGCAAAGUGGAAAAACAGGAAGAGAGCUUGCAAGAAGAAAUUAUCAAAAUUCAGAAUGAUGAAGAAGCAAAAAUGCUUUUCAAAAAUGUCGGCUCUUGUGGCUACACUGUCAUACGAAGUUUCCUAGUCUUUGGAGAGGAGCCAAACUGCUCUUCAGUGCAUUUCCAUCCUCCUAACUUGUUGAAAGAGGCUUCAAUGCAGUGAACCACAUACUCACAAAAAGACAGAAACCGCUUGGACAUUGUUACGCGUAGGGACUUUAAAGCUUUUGCUGUCACAACUUGAACCAGAUAUUUUGAAUAAUUUAAGUUAGCAUCCAACAACCACUCAAAAUAAUUUCCUGCUCGGAAUCAAUAAAGUGCUUAUUAUUAUUAUUAUUA
Mobula hypostoma (lesser devil ray) is the source of this 2347-nucleotide messenger RNA. It is a transcript of the gene edn1, whose product is annotated as endothelin 1. Gene Ontology annotation, cellular component: extracellular region. Gene Ontology annotation, biological process: regulation of vasoconstriction; intracellular calcium ion homeostasis; regulation of systemic arterial blood pressure by endothelin. The record is from RefSeq and is a predicted model, not a curated record. Lineage: Eukaryota; Metazoa; Chordata; Chondrichthyes; Myliobatiformes; Myliobatidae. The transcript is spliced from 4 exons. Gene Ontology annotation, molecular function: endothelin B receptor binding; endothelin A receptor binding; hormone activity. The coding region runs from base 303 to 842 and encodes 179 amino acids.